Molecule: messenger RNA, 655 nt
Organism: Pteropus alecto (black flying fox)
Lineage: Eukaryota; Metazoa; Chordata; Mammalia; Chiroptera; Pteropodidae
Gene: DAP
Product: death associated protein
Exons: 5
Coding region: 1-513 (170 amino acids)
Biological process (GO): negative regulation of autophagy; cellular response to amino acid starvation; apoptotic signaling pathway
Molecular function (GO): death domain binding
Source: RefSeq, a predicted model, not a curated record
AUGAAGGCUCAGACCUACUCCCUCUGCUCUGCCCAAGUCAACCUGGACCUGCUGGUGUCUGCUCAGCUCUUCCUGGAGGUCCUCAGACUUUGGAUCUUCCCCCCAACAAUACUAACUUCUGUAGUCAAUCAUGGCUGCUGCCAGGUGGUCUGGACUAACUCAUGGCCAUGGGGCAACCACAGACUUUCUGGCUGGCUCUCCUGGUCCUCCCGUGGUUCCCUUUUCACGCUGAUCACACCCCGCUUUGUUUUCAUUCUAGUGAAAGCCGGUGGAAUGCGAAUUGUGCAGAAACACCCACAUUCUGCAGACACCAAAGAAGAGAGAGACAAGGAUGACCAAGAAUGGGAGAGCCCCAGCCCGCCCAAACCGACCGUGUUCAUCUCCGGUGUCAUCGCCCGGGGCGACAAAGACUUCCCCCCGGCGGCCGCCCAGGUGGCUCACCAGAAGCCCCACGCCUCCAUGGAGAAGCACGCGUCCCCGAGAACCCAGCACAUCCAGCAGCCUCGCAAGUGACCGGCGAGGACCGGGAGCCCUCACCAGCCGUGCCUCGGUCCCCCGACAUUGGGUAUUUCCCCCGCAAAGAGAACCGCAUUUUCUUCAAAACACAGCCCUGCUGGGAAAUCUGAGGCAGAGCAGAGCGCCCUUCCUUUGCCUU